Messenger RNA from Medioppia subpectinata, 843 nucleotides. The record is from the annotation of a GenBank genome assembly. NCBI's taxonomy places the organism in Eukaryota, Metazoa, Arthropoda, Arachnida, Sarcoptiformes, Oppiidae.
AUGAAGGCCGACUAUUGGAAAUCACUGCCGAAGAAGUAUUGCGAUUUCUGCAAGUGUUGGUUCGCCGACAACAAAGCCAGCGUUGAGUUUCACGAAAGAGGUUUCAGACAUCAGUUGAAUGUGAAGAGAAAACUACAAGACAGCGUUGAGUUUCACGAAAGAGGUUUCAGACAUCAGUUGAAUGUGAAGAGAAAACUACAAGACUUACAAAGAAAGGGAUCAAAACAAGUGAUAGAAGAGAAUAAAUACAACUUAGAAAUGAUGAAAAUAGAGAGUCAGGCGCUGAAGGCCUUCCAAUCGGAUGUCUCCCAAAACCCCGAUUUGGGCAAAGAGUUGGCCACAAAUGUGUCGCUCUUUAAGAAGAGCCACAAAACUGAAUCGACGGCAAAACCAAUGUCUUCGCGUUAUGGCGACGACGACUCGGCAACCGGUGAGGAGAGCACUACUCUUGUGAUCGGACGACAACGAGCUCUCGAAACGAUCGCUAAGAAGAUGGAGAAGAAGAGCAAAUGGUUGGAGAGAAAGACAACCGAAGGGAAGACAUAUUACAGACCAAAUGGACUAGCCGGUCCGUACAAUCCUUACGGCAGAUGGAAAACAGUGGCCAACAGAGAGUUUGACGACAAAAUGAUUGAUUUACAGCUUCCGGACCAACAGUUGCCACAAAUUGUUGCGCCGAUUGUCGCCGACAGCGACAGAGAAGUGAAGAUUGAAUUCUCGGAGAAAACUGUGGAUUCGCUUAAAAACAAGUUUAACUCAAGCGUUAAGAAAGAGGAGAAAAUUAGUUUUAAAAAACGAAAAACUGAUUCCAACCGAAGUGUUAGACAAAGAACUGACGAUUGA